AUAAUUUCAGGAAAAAAAUCUGAAAGAUGUCGACUGGAGUACCCCAAAAAAUAGAAGCACAAGGAGGAAAAGAAGGCAAACAAUGGGAUGAUGGAGCCGAUCAUGAUGGUGUGGCUAAGAUAUAUGUAGCAGCUGGUGGUCUUGGAAUUGAGCAAAUCAGAUUCGAUUAUGUAAAGAACGGACAACCAAAGGAAGGAUCUUUUCAUGGUGUGAAAGGUAGAAGCACCAUUUCGACGAUUGAUAUUAGCCAUCCAGACGAGUAUCUCGUUUCGGUCGAGGGUUGGUACGACUCUUCCAAUAUCAUUCAAGGGAUUCAGUUUCAAUCCAACAAACACACUUCUCAGUACUUUGGAUACGAGUUUUCUGGUGAUGGUAAACAAUUUUCACUUCAAGUUAAGGACAAGAAGAUCAUUGGUUUCCAUGGGUUUGCUGAUACUCAUCUCAAUUCUCUUGGAGCUUAUUUUGCAUCCAUCUCUUCCUUGACUCCUCCCAACAAAGUGGAAGCUCAAGGAGGAAAUGGUGGGGAAACAUUCGACGAUGGUGCUUUUGAUCAUGUAAGAAAGGUUUAUGUUGGUCAAGGCGAGUCUGGUGUAGCUUAUGUCAAAUUCGAAUACGAAAAAGACGGGAAAAGUGAGACACGAGAGCAUGGUAAAAUGACAUUGUUAGGAACAGAGGAGUUUGAGGUUGACUCAGAUGAUUACAUCACAUCAGUUCAAGUUUCUGUCGACAAAGUCUUUGGUUAUAACAGCGACAUCGUCACUGCUCUUGUCUUCAAGACCUUCAAGGGUAAAACCUCACCGCCUUUUGGAAUGGUGACUGAGAAGAAAUUCGAACUUAAAGACGGUAAGGGAGGGAAACUUGCUGGAUUCCAUGGGAAAGCGAGUGAUGUUCUUUAUGCUCUUGGUGCUUAUUUCGCUCCAACAACUACUUCAAUUACUCCGUUGACACCUUCUACUGCUAAGAAGCUACAAGCAAGAGGUGGUAAUGGAGGAGCUUCUUGGGAUGAUGGUGUUUUUGAUGGCGUUAGAAAGAUACUUGUAGGUCAAGGAAACGAUGGAGUGGCUUUUGUCACGUUUGAGUACAACAAAGGCUCUCAAGCUAUCAUCGGUGAUGGUCAUGGGAAACAAACAGCACUUGGAACUGAAACGUUUGAGCUUGAUUAUCCAAGUGAGUAUAUCACUUCGGUGGAAGGUUACUAUGAUAAAAUCUUUGGAGUUGAAGCUGAAGUGGUGACGAGUCUAACGUUCAAGACUAACAAGAGAACGUCUCAGCCGUUUGGAAUGACUGCUGGGGAACAUUUCGAGCUUAAGGAAGACGGUUACAAGAUCGUUGGGUUCCACGGCAAAGCUGGUGAUGUGGUUCAUCAGAUCGGAGUCCAUGUUGUGCCCAUUUUCACAAAUUAAAGAAUUACUAUUUAGUUUUUCUCUCUGAUGAUUCCAUAAAAUAAGGUCCAUAUGGACCAUGCAUGCUUAUGGAUUUGGGUGUGUGUUUUAGCGUCAAUGUUUUAUGCGAACAUAUGAUGUUCUGCCUUCAUGUGUCUUGUCACUAGUUGAUUUUAAUAAAGGAUGUUUCUUUUC
This is a messenger RNA of Arabidopsis arenosa, 1577 nucleotides long. Lineage: Eukaryota; Viridiplantae; Streptophyta; Magnoliopsida; Brassicales; Brassicaceae. The record is from the annotation of a GenBank genome assembly.